This is a messenger RNA of Schizosaccharomyces osmophilus, 1935 nucleotides long. RefSeq names its product Ark1/Prk1 family protein kinase Ppk38 (gene ppk38). The transcript has 4 exons. Gene Ontology annotation, molecular function: ATP binding; protein serine/threonine kinase activity. The record is from RefSeq and is a predicted model, not a curated record. Gene Ontology annotation, biological process: actin filament organization; protein autophosphorylation; actin cortical patch assembly. Gene Ontology annotation, cellular component: cytoplasm. Bases 1 to 1935 code for a protein of 644 amino acids. Lineage: Eukaryota; Fungi; Ascomycota; Schizosaccharomycetes; Schizosaccharomycetales; Schizosaccharomycetaceae.
AUGGAUGCAUCAUGGGAUCCUUCUUUUCUCCCUAAGACGCCUCUUCCUGCAGGCUUAUUGCCUUCUGGCUAUAACUUUCAAGUUGAGAAGUUCGAUGUUACUAUAGUACGAUACAUCGCUGAAGGUGGUUUCUCCCAUGUUUAUCUCGUAAAGGUGCGCGCGCCCGGUGAGGCUACUCGAGAAGCUGUGCUGAAACGCAUAUUUGCUACGGAUGCUCUUGCUCUUAAGGCUGUCUAUGAAGAAGUGAAUACUAUGAAACUGGUUUCAAAUCACAAACGAUGUGUUUCUUACUACGGAUCUGAAUUCUUUUCCGCCGGAAAGAGUCGAUUUGAAUCCCUCGUAUUAUUAGAAUACUGCUCUGGGGGUGGUUUAAUUGACUUUAUGAACAGCAGAUUGCAAAUUCGAUUAACCGAGUCAGAAAUACUAAAAAUUGCUUCUCAUGUUACAGAAGCUGUGGCUUCAAUGCAUUAUCUCCGUCCUCCACUUAUUCACAGAGAUCUGAAAAUAGAAAAUGUUUUGCUGGCAGCUCCUAACUUUUAUAAACUUUGUGAUUUUGGCAGUGCUUGCCAUCCAAUUCCGAGUCCGAAAACACCGGUUGAAAUUCAACAAGUUGAAUAUAAUGUUGAGAAAUUUACAACUUGGCAAUACAGAUGUCCUGAAAUGCUUGAGUUGCGUCGGGGUUAUGGAAUUGAUGAGAAAAGUGAUAUAUGGGCUUUGGGUAUUUUGUUUUACAAAUUAUGCUAUUAUACUACUCCUUUUGAACAGCAAGGUCCUCUUGCUAUUUUGAACGUGAACUACGUGUUUCCCCCGUUGCCUUCCUACUCUAGUCGCCUAAAACGCUUAAUAUCUGCUUUACUGCAGCCUAAUCCAUGGCAGCGGCCAAACAUUUAUCAAACCUUGACAGAAAUUUGUCAUAUGCAAAAUGUACCUGUACCGAUAAAGGAUAUAUACGACGGCAGAAAUUCGUCAAGUUGUAAUCCUUCUGGUUCUGAGUAUUUACAAAUAGCCUCAAAUGUGGAAAAUAGUAGGCUGCAUCCUAGUCAGUCAAUCGGAGCAAUACACACAAACUUACCGCGUAUGUCUCGUCAAGGUGUCCCCGCUGCCGCAGCUAUCCCAAUGUCUUCUAACUCGGGACUUAAUCCGGGGAAGCCGCCUUUUCCUUUGACAAAGCCGAAACAGCAUGGCUCAUUGGCUGCAAAGGUUCCACCUAAACCAUUUCCAUCCGCUCUUGGUAGAAAUGUUUCAUCAUCUCCUUUUGAUAAAAAUGCACAGCCAUCACCUGCAAAGGCCAAAACACCGGAACUCACUAGUAUAAAAGCAGCCAAUCCUCCUAAAGCGACUUUGGAUAUAGCAGAUAACGUUUUUUCUUCCACCUACCGUAACCCUCCAGGAAAGGAAGAAAGGGACUCAGACAAAUCGACAUUUGCGAACGCGGUAAUGACUCAAAAGUCUUCUGAGUCGGCGUCUUCGUUACCGGUCUUAACAGCGCCUAGAUCCGAGUCUCCGCCCAAGGUGAAUUCACUUAUCAGUAAAUGGAAUAAUGUUGCACGCCCACAAUCAUUACCAAAUUUAGAGAAUCGUCGAUCUGUACCACAGAUUCCUCGUAAACCCGGUUAUUUAUCUGGAAAUAGUCAAUCUUCAAUGAGCUCGCCGUUUCCUCAAGCCUCUAUAUCAGUAAACCACCUUCCUGAACCCAAGAAACCAAACAAACCAUCUUUUGAAUCGUGUCCGGAAAAGCGAAAAAUAGAUGCUCAUUCAAUCCCACCAAUUGAGUCGGAUGAAAAGGUUGAUUCUAUAGGAAAUGUUAAAGAAGGUGAUCCACCAUUCGUAAGUAUCACAGAAAGAAUGAAUCAAUUGUUAUCAGGAAAGGAGUAUCAAAAGGCAUCAGUCGAAGGAUAUGGAAAAUAUACGGAUCGCAAUACAAUUACUAAAUAA